UUAAAUACUACUCACAUUCACCACCUCUCUCUUCACACAAAACAAAUCAACGCAUUUCACAAUGGAUUUCAGAUUGAUGGGUUUGGAUGCUCCUGUUCUUCAUGCUCUCCACCAAAUGAUGGACCUUUCAGACGACACUUCGUCUGACAAGGCAUCACACAAUGCUCCGACAAGGUCCUAUGUUAGAGAUGCGAAGGCAAUGGCUGCUACUCCGGCAGAUGUGAAGGAAUAUCAGAAUUCGUACUUGUUUGUGAUCGACAUGCCGGGAUUGAAAUCUGGGGAUAUAAAGGUUCAGGUUGAAGAUGACAAUGUGCUUGUGAUAAGUGGUGAGAGGAAGAGGGAAGAAGAGAAAGAAGGUGUUAAGUAUUUGAGAAUGGAGCGAAGGGUUGGGAAGUUUAUGAGGAAAUUUGUUCUUCCUGAGAAUGCUAAUACUGAUGCUGUUUCUGCUGUGUGUCAAGAUGGGGUGCUCACCGUUUCUGUUGAGAAAUUGCCUCCUCCUCAGCCUAAGAAGCCUAGAACUAUUGAGGUUAAGAUCGCUUGAGUUUGUGUUUUUAUUCGAAUAAUGAUGUAGUAAUGUGUUUGAAUCAAUGUGAUGGUCUUUUGGGAAGAGGUUGUCUUUUUUAGGUUGUUCUUGUUAUGUUAUGUUUUGUUUUGUUUUGUUUUGGAGAGUUAUUGUUAGUGUAUUUUGAUUUGCUCAAGCACAAGAAUGCAAUGAAGUGAUUUUGUUUCAAUAACAAUUUAUUGACCUUUAUAUAUCAA
Trifolium pratense (red clover) is the source of this 759-nucleotide messenger RNA. Its product is annotated as 17.9 kDa class II heat shock protein-like. Bases 62 to 541 code for a protein of 159 amino acids. Gene Ontology annotation, biological process: protein folding; response to hydrogen peroxide; response to heat. The transcript has a single exon. The record is from RefSeq and is a predicted model, not a curated record. Lineage: Eukaryota; Viridiplantae; Streptophyta; Magnoliopsida; Fabales; Fabaceae.